Messenger RNA from Mercenaria mercenaria, 4157 nucleotides. Its product is annotated as transient receptor potential cation channel subfamily A member 1 homolog. Bases 307 to 1803 code for a protein of 498 amino acids. Gene Ontology annotation, molecular function: calcium channel activity. Gene Ontology annotation, cellular component: membrane. NCBI's taxonomy places the organism in Eukaryota, Metazoa, Mollusca, Bivalvia, Venerida, Veneridae. The record is from RefSeq and is a predicted model, not a curated record. The transcript has 11 exons. Gene Ontology annotation, biological process: calcium ion import across plasma membrane.
CAGAAAAGUGGUGGAGGUUGUAACCAGGCAGAGAACCGUAAAGAACAGAUAGCAAAAACAUUCAAGAAAACCGAAAAGCGGGUACUAGAUGUAAUCAAUUCGUACGUUCAUAACCAGAAGGAUCCUACGUGCGCCAAACUUGCCCAUGAUGUAAGGGGGUAUAGUUCACUGCAUUUGGCAGCGGAACGUAACUUCUUACCCGUAGCCGAGAAGCUCCUAGAGAGUGGAUUCGAUCCAUUAACUCCAGCUUGUAACGAGAGUAAACAAUUAGCUCUGCAUGUGGCAAUUGAAAAAGGUUAUGACGAUAUGGGAGCUCUCCUUAUCAGACACAUUGUCCCAGCUGAUGUAAGAGAAUUGUUUCUUACCGAUGCUGAAAACACUGCGUUCAAGGAAUGCAAACAGGGCCGAAAAUCUAACACACUACCCGACGAAACAGUUGACGUGUUAUCUCUGAAUUACUUGAUUAGCAGUGACGCCACGUUUGUAAAAACAAUACAAGCCGUGUUUGACAGCUUAAAAGAUGUAGAUGACAGUGGACUUGCCACAGUUUAUAUAAAGUUGCUUGAGGAAGAUGACAAAGGGUUAGAACCACCAGACGAAGGAUUCAACGACCACUUUCAUACCGUUUUUCACAAUCUUAUUAAUGCACAAAAGGAGGUUACAAACCAUCCUGUGAUUGGAAUGUUGAUAGAUCAUAAAUGGAAUACGUGGGGCAGAAGACGAUUUGCGCUGAAUUUCUUGUUGUAUUUAUUGAGCUUGUUUUCCCUUACCUUUUCUGUUGUAACUGCUGUAAUGGCCGACAAUGUACGCAGAUAUGAUACAAGUCUUCAACGUGCAAGGGCAUUUUUCGAGAUAACUCUCUGCAUUCUUUCAUUUUACAGACUUGUUACUGAAAUAUGGCAGAUUAAACGGCACAUGCUUGACUACUGGAAGCAAUUUAACAACUGGAUUGAGUUACUAUCUUCAAGCAUCAUAUUUCUUGUUCUAAUAUUGCGAUUCACCACCGAAAACGCCCACUGGUUUGUUCUAGCUGUUACUUAUGUGUUGUGGGUCCUAAGAAUAUUCAAGUAUGCGGCAGUAUCCACCCAAACUGGUGCGUAUGCAGAGUCGUUGCGGCAGAUCUUGAUUCGGAAUUUUGUACCGUUCAGUCUGUUGUUUAUUGUUGUUAACGUUGCCUUCAGUGGUGUAUUUCUGCUAGUGCUGAAAGGAGAAGGAAGCUUGAAUACACACGAAGAAACCAGCACAAUAUUUGGGAUUUUGUUUGUUGGUUUGAGAACCAUGAUUGAAGCGCAACCGAUUGUUGAAUAUACUGGAUCCGAUGGUUACGGAACAGCUGGUAUAAUUGUUAUGCUGGUAUUCCUAUCAAUGACGAUCGUUGUUCUACUGAAUAUAUUGAUAGCUCAGUUAAGUGACACCUACAGCGAGAUACAAGGGGAUGCAGUCAAAUCUGUAAGAGCAAACAGAGUCGCGAUCUUAACACGUUUAGAGAGAAAUGAGUGGCAAAUGCUGUCCUAUAUUAUAGACACUCUGUCUCAGUGUAGAUGCACUGUGUGGCUGCUGUCGCUAUGUGGAUGCAUUAAGUGUGAUCCUGUUAACUGGAGACCUAUCUCGGUGGGAAACAGAAAGAAAUAUUACAAGUCAGUGUUUGAAAACAUUGACCUUAAACAUCAGCACCAAUCGUACACGACCCUGUUGGAAGACAUGGAUGAAAGAAUACACGAACUACGAAGGUUACAAAUAAAAACUGAUCUGAAAGCCCAGACCUUGAAAUCCAGACUUCGUCAACUAGAUAAAAAAAAUUGACAAGAAUUUCAAUGAUCUAGAUGACAAAAUACACAUGCAUUUCUGGGAGAUAAAGGAUCUGUUGGAGAUAAAGUAUACUUCUGACACUGAGAUAACAGGUUUAUCUGACUCUGAGAUUAAUUAUGUAUCAGACUCUGAGACCAAGGAUUUAUUAGAUUUUGAAAUUAAUGAUACGCCAGAUGCUAAGAUAAUUGAUAUACCAGACUCUGAGAUAAAGGAUAUACCAGACUCUGAGAUAAAGGAUGUAUCAGUCCCUGAGAUAAAUUAUAUAUCAGACUCUGAGUCAAAUGAUUUAUCAGAUUCUGUGUUACAGGAUACUGGGAUAAAGGAUUCGUUAGACUGUAGGAUGAAGGACAUACAAAGCGCAGAGAUUAAGGAUGCGAAUUCUGACUCCGAGAUAAAUGAUUUAUCAGAGUGCUGAUUUCAAGCCUUUCAAACUAGUAAACUUAUUGCAUUCUAUAUUUCCUUACGCUGCUUUUAAUUAUGGUAACGAAAAUAGACAUAAGCAUUACUUACCUCAAAUAUGCCUUAUUGGUUCUACAAAUAACAAAAUAACGUACUAUUUACAUGUACCCGAGCUGCGUUUAAAUGAAUAUCCAAUAGAUUGCAUUGCACUCCUUUAUAUGCUUAGCGUCUUUCCCACACUAAUUAGAAUGGUAGUGCAAACUGUUUACAGAAAAGAAAACUGGCAGAUGGAAAUCCAAAAGGGACAAAGUUAGAAAGAAUUAUUGACCGUAUGUUUAAUUUUCUUCCCAAGUCAUAGAGCUCUAGUACAUGACGAACAUGUCUAUCUCUCCCUGGAGUUCUAUUUGCUUCUAGAGCGAUAGGGUAAAAAUCAAGUAAAACUUCAAACAAAAUAAAUCUACUAUUGAUACAGUUUGUUUUAGCCAUUUGUAUAAUAUGUAGAGAGAUGUGUAUUUGGCACUUAUUCGAACCUUGAAAUAUGUAUGCAGUUUGAAAAUUCAAGAAUAAUUUUGUAAAAGGGACGUAAUAAGGUUUUAACAUCAAUGUAAAAAAAUGGAUGCUGCAAAAUGUGAUUAUUUUUGUUCUGUUUGAUAUAUCUUAUUUUCACACAAAGGGAACUAUUUUUGUCUAUAACAAUUUUCUUUAUUUUAAAUAUCUUUAAAUUUCCAAAAUUGUGCACAUAAAACCGAGGUACUAUAGUAUUUAUCUGGUAUCUAAACAUUAUUCCUGUAAUAUGAUGAUACAUUUCAGUGCAAAAUAAUUAAAUAAACACAGAUUUUUACUGUAUUUUUUUAUUUUUCAUUAUUUUAAACUGUAUUUUUUCUAUUUUUUCAAGUGUGUCUUCUUCCUUGAACGCUGGUAUCUCGAUUUUUACAGCGCAAUAUAUCAUUUUAAUUGUGGAUAUCUAGCACCUAUAUACAAUUCUAGUAUUCAGGAAAAUUGUUAUAGAAUCUGUCAGAAAGAAAGAAAUUACCAGAUGAGUCUUAAAUUACCUAGUAUGAGCCUACGAUUACCUUGAUACUUUAUGUCGUCCCAAUCUGUUAAUGUUAUCAUAUCAGGUUUCUGAAUAUUGACGAUUUUCCUUUCCCAGACUACGCAACACUUUUGCCAACAGGCCGUAUCCAAGGAAUAGUUUACUACGCACUUAAUGAAACAGUUUACAAAAAAAUGUUCUUGCUUUGAAGGUGCUUAGUAAUACUAAAAUGACAUUUCAACUGUUUACCCUUUAGCCUGCUGUCGGCAAGUGAUUAUGCCUUUGAGAUCACCAGCCUGCAUGGACAUGGUCUGCAGUGUUCGCUAUUCAGUCACUAAAUUAUCAGUGAAAACGCCUUUGAAUGAUAAGUAGUAUUGCCCAAAUUAAAUGAUGGUCUAACCAUGUUAGAAAUCUAGCAGGGAAAAGGUAAAAGAUAUACGAUAUAUAUCUUGAACAUGUAUUCUAUUACCUAUAUUAGUUUAUGCACAUAUAUUUUCACUUACAACUUUUCCUUUUUUAUUGAGUGGCAAUGUCGUAAUUGGUAAUUUUAUGUUAUUGUAUACUAGUAUAGGGUUGAAUAUGUAAAUGAAGUAUGAAGUAAAUGCUUUAUAAACUAAACGUUUUAUUGCGUUUAUUUCAAACGGGUAUCAUUGUCUUAUUUGUGUUCUUUAUCUUUGUUUUCUUAAAUGCUAUGACGGUCAUCAUAUAUUUUAAUGAGGAAACAUUUCACAGAACUGAAACUCGAGAAGAUCAAACACCUGACAGUGCAAAUUAAGGUGCCUGCAUGGUGAUUUAAUUCAACAUGUGUAAUAAAUGUCUAUAGUUUAGGUCAGUGACUUUCAGUAAAAUUUAUAUGGUAUUUGUGUACACAUGCUGACUUGGUGGCCAAUCACAAACUGUAAUCCAAGCCGGUGCU